UGUCAUUGAUGUUUGUAUAUAUGAUGUGUAUUUGUUAUUGUGUUAUCGAGCAAGUAGCGUCACCGGGGUUCAAUUCCCGGCGAAUCGAUAGUUCUAUUUUUUUGUUUGUUUCAUUGCAUCGUGUUUGGGUAGUUAAUACCAUUCAAGGUGCUCCGUGCUGCAUUGCAAAGGGAAGGCAGCUCCACCGCUAGCAACGGCUCGGGGUUUCUAACUUGGACCAGGUACAUCGCAAGGUCAGUCUUUCCGUAUGGGUGUGGGAUGGAGUGUGUUAACUAACACACGGCGCAGAAUGUUCCCUAAGUGCCCCAGCCGCUAAAUAAUGCUACCGUGGGACUGCGUUUGGCUGGUUGGGACUCGGUGGAUGCGAGUGGCUCGAAGGAAAUUCAAUUGAAAACGGUUUGCUCGACGGAUCACCCAUAUGCUUUUCACUGGAGACUAUUUGCAAAACACGCCGCUGUGAAACGAUGCAGAGGUGAACUGUUAGCCGCUCUUUAUCAGCUCCCCUGUCAAGCGUCGUUACAAUUGAGAACGAGCGGUUACUAUCACCUCUCAUCAGUUGCCUAGGUUAGGCAUAGAAGAUAAAGGCACUGAAGAGAGAGACCGUAUCGGGAAGGGCUGUUAUAGGCAAAGGCACGGAAAACUACAUCUGCAGUGGCCGAAGGCUAGUUACCCUGAUUUACAAUGGAAAAACAGUUUUUUUAUCUGCUGUUAAUUGGCAUGACAGUGAAGGCACAGGUCUGCCCCAAACGUUGUGUCUGUCAGAAUCUGUCUCCAAACCUCGCAACUCUUUGUGCCAAAAAAGGACUUCUCUUUGUCCCACCAAACAUUGACAGAAGGACAGUAGAACUACGUCUGGGAGAUAACUUCAUUACUAUCAUUAAAAGAAAGGACUUUGCGAACAUGACCAGCCUGGUUGAUCUCACCCUGUCAAGGAAUACAAUAAACUAUGUGGCACCACAAGCAUUUGCAGACUUGCGUAAUUUACGGGCUUUGCACUUGAACAGCAACCGACUAACCCAGAUUACAAAUGAUAUAUUUAGUGGACUUUCAAACCUUCACCAUCUUGUCAUCAGUAACAACCAACUAAUUGACGUUUCCUCUGAAGCUUUUAAUGACAUUUUAGUGUCCCUAGAAGAGUUGGAUGUAUCCUACAAUAACUUAAAAUCUAUACCCUGGGAAGCAGUGCAGAAGAUGGUUAACUUGCACACCUUCAGCAUGGAUCAUAACAUGAUUGAACAAAUCGAUGAGGGAACCUUCUCCCACCUUCAUAAGUUGACUCGAUUGGAUAUGACUUCGAAUAAACUGCGGAAGCUCCCACCUGAUCCAUUGUUCACGAGAGCUCAGGUAUUAGUCUCCGUGGGACUCCUGAACCCACCAAGCUUCACCUUAAGUUUUGGUGGGAACCCGUUGCAUUGUAACUGUGAGCUUCUCUGGCUGCGUCGCCUUUCGAGGGAAGAUGACCUUGAGACUUGUGCCUCACCUAUGCAUCUCACAGGCCGAUACUUUUGGUCGAUUCCAGAGGAAGAGUUUAUCUGUGACCAGCCGCUCAUUACCCGUUAUACACAUGAGCUUAGAGUGUUGGAAGGGCAGCGGGCAACGCUGAAGUGCAAGGCUAUCGGGGACCCAGAUCCCUCCAUCCAUUGGAGUUCACCAGAAGGCAAGCUCAUUUCAAACUCAUCACGGACAACCUUGUACAAUAAUGGAACAUUAGACAUCCUGAUAACUACCAUCAAAGAUACAGGCACUUUCACAUGUAUCGCCUCGAACGCAGCUGGAGAAACCACUGCCGUGGUGGAACUUCACAUAAUCAAACUCCCACAUUUAGUCAACAGUACAAACCAUAUUCACGAGCCUGAUCCUGGUUCAUCAGAUAUUUCAACCUCCACUAAAUCUGGCUCGAAUACCAGUAACAGUGUUAGUGACACUAAGGCCAAACCAGAAAAGAGGGUGGCUGUUGCUGAAACAUCAUCGUCCUCUGCCCUGAUUAAAUUUAAUUUGCAACAUAAUAUCCCUGGCAUUCGUAUGUUCCAGAUUCAGUAUAAUGGCUCUUAUGAUGACUCGCUUGUUUACAGAAUGAUUCCUUCCACAAGCAAAACGUUUCUUGUUACCAACCUAGCUGCAGGAACACAGUAUGACUUGUGCGUCUUGGCAAUCUACGAUGAUGGCAUCACAUCUCUGACGGCUACAAGGGUUGUUGGCUGCAUACAGUUUACCACAGACGAGGAUUACGUCCGCUGCCAUUUCAUGCCCUCUCAGUUCCUAGGAGGAACCAUGAUCAUUAUCAUAGGUGGGAUUAUUGUGGCUUCUGUGCUGGUCUUCAUUAUCAUCUUGAUGAUUCGAUACAAGGUGUGCAACAAUAAUGAUCCGCUCAAGAUAACGAAGGUCAGUAAUGUCUACUCCCAGACGAAUGGAGCUCAUUUGCAAAUGUGCGGAGGAAUGUUUCCUCACUCGACUUCUAAGGUCAUCAUAGGACAUGAAGAAAGCCCGCAGCAUCAGAAAGAUUCCGGUAUGGUCAAACCACAGCCAUUGGAUUCUGUUGUGAGCCAGGACUGCUCCACUGCUACCUCCACCAUGCCACCUGACUGGACUACAGGUGUCAGUUCAUCUCAAAAGCUGAAAAGAAAGGCCGGGCCAAAGCCAAGCAUUGAGACAUCAGUGGAAGCUUACGCCAAUGUUGAGUUACCCAAAAAGAAAAGGGAAAGCACUGCCAUUUUACACCAGCCCUCCUGUCCUCCAGUUUCUUUGAAAGAGACUCCUACUUUUCGACGAGCACACUCCAAGCACAUCAAGUACCUUACUCUGCCCGCUGAAAGCAGCAGGGCUAAGCGGAGAUACUCACUCAAUGGAGAUUUAUCAGAGUACCAUUGCUAUACUCACUCACAAAAUAUUAGCAGCUUGUGGUCAAAAAGGAGCAUGUCCAUGAACGGGAUGUUAUUACAGUUGGAAAACUCUGAUGGUGAUAGUGGGAAAGCCACCUUUUCCAGCUCUGAGUGGAUAAUGGAAAGCACUGUAUGACAUUUUGAAGUAUGUUACAGCAAAGGGCACUGCCUUGUAAGAGUUUUGGAAUUCUAUGCUUGUCUUUCUGUUUGAUGGCAUUUCCAGCAAGGUAGCAAUGAACUGGCUCUCAUGCAUACAAUUCUUUGACAGAAAUCGGCAGCAAUGAAAGACCUGACAAUAAGGCAUGAAUCAGCACCAGGGCCCUGUCCUCCUUGUAGGAUGGGCUGUCUGGUUCUGGCGUAUGGGGUAAACAAGUGAAAAUAUUUUCACAGAAGCCUUUGACCAAGGAAAUAUGGUUUCCUGCAUCUUAAAGAAAACAAAAAGCCUAUUUAUGGACUACUUAAUAAAUAGAUAUUUUUUAAAAUUUGAGCUGUAUGUUUCUUUCCAGUGACAAUGGUAAAUGCCUUUUCCUUUUCAGGCAAAUGCUGUACAGAUAAAACAACUCUGUGUUGUUAUGUUGUGUACAAUAAAGGAUUAAAUAAGUAUACUCGGCCAGUGUUAGUACAAUGAAUAGCUGUUAUAUGUGCAAUUAGGCAGAGCCUGAAUAUUGUGGUUGCCCGGUCCAUUCUGGUGGAGAUACUCCAAGCUGCCAACCAAGUAAACAAAAAUGAUUCAGUUAUCAUAACAAGGGUGCCAGUGCUGUAUCAGAAAAAAAAA
Messenger RNA from Amblyraja radiata (thorny skate), 3654 nucleotides. RefSeq names its product leucine rich repeat and fibronectin type III domain containing 5a (gene lrfn5a). The record is from RefSeq and is a predicted model, not a curated record. The transcript has 3 exons. Gene Ontology annotation, molecular function: protein binding. NCBI's taxonomy places the organism in Eukaryota, Metazoa, Chordata, Chondrichthyes, Rajiformes, Rajidae. The coding region runs from base 682 to 3015 and encodes 777 amino acids.